Solanum verrucosum is the source of this 815-nucleotide messenger RNA. Its product is annotated as heavy metal-associated isoprenylated plant protein 7-like. NCBI's taxonomy places the organism in Eukaryota, Viridiplantae, Streptophyta, Magnoliopsida, Solanales, Solanaceae. Gene Ontology annotation, molecular function: metal ion binding. The record is from RefSeq and is a predicted model, not a curated record. The transcript is spliced from 5 exons. The coding region runs from base 1 to 714 and encodes 237 amino acids.
AUGGGGGAGGAGAAAAAGGAAGAAGAAGAGGCUCAACAGAUGGUGCUAAAAGUUGAUAUGCAUUGUGAAGGUUGUGCUAGAAAAGUUGCUAGAGCCUUGAAAGACUUUCAAGGAGUAGAGGAAGUAACGAUGGAUUACAAGGAGAGUAGGGUGGUGGUGAAAGGCAAAAAUGUAGAUCCACUUAAAGUGUGUGAAAGGGUGGAAAGGAAAUGUGGUAGAAAAGUUGAACUUAUUUCACAUAUGACAAAGCCAUUUGAAGAAAAUACAAAGGAAGAAGAAAUUAAGAAAGAAGAAGAGUCCAAACAAGAGAAAAAAGAUGAGCCUCCUCCAGAAGUAACACUUGUGUUGAACGUUCAAAUGCAUUGUGAUGCUUGUGCUCAAGUUCUGCAGAAGAAAAUCCGCAAAAUAAAAGGUGUAGAAUGUGUUACGACAGAUGUUGAAAAAAGUCAAGUAAUUGUAAAAGGUGUCAAUAUUGACCCAGAAAAGCUAGUUAAUGAUGUGUAUAAGAGAAGCGGAAAACAAGUUUCAGUUGUAAAUAAUAUUAUUCAAGAGAAAAAAGAAGAAGAAGAGAAGCAAAAAGAAGAAGAAGAAGAUACAAUUAUAAAGAAUUAUAAUUUGGCUCAAAAUUACAACUACAACAACAUGGAGUACUAUGCUAAUAAUUCUCCUCAAUUUUUCAGUGAUGACAAUCCUCAUGCUUGCUCUCUAAUGUAACUUAUUUUUCAGGCCAAUUCAAUUUUACUUCACCAAUUUUCAAUAUAUACUCUAAUAAUUAUUAUAUUGUUACGUAUAAUAAACGUGAACAAUUGAUGAUU